UGUGGCCCACACAUAACGUGAAAGCGAUAUUUAUAAAAGAUCACAAAUAGCGUGAUCGAUGUGGGACUCGGUUUUUGUUGUAAGAAGAAGAACCUGAGCAAUGGCAGGGAACAGCAAGAGCAGGAUUCUAUUGAUCGGAGGCACCGGUUACAUCGGAAAGUUCAUCGUGGAAGCGAGUGCCAAAGCUGGCCACCCAACCUUUGUUUUGGUGAGGGAAUCCACACUUUCAAACCCUGCAAAAUCCUCUCUAAUCGACAAAUUCAAAAGCCUCGGUGUCAAUCUUGUUAAGGGAGAUCUAUGUGAUCACCAAAGUUUGGUGAAUGCCAUAAAGCAAGUGGAUGUGGUGAUCUCCACCGUAGGCCAAUUCCAGCUAGCGGACCAAGAUAAGAUCAUUUCUGCAAUUAAAGAAGCUGGAAAUGUUAAGAAAUUCUAUCCCUCUGAGUUUGGAAUGGAUGUAGAUCGAACACACGUAGGUGAGCCAGUGAAAUCUAAGUUUGCACAAAAGGUAAAAGUUCGUCGAAGCAUUGAGGCAGAAGGAAUUCCCUACACUUGUGUGUCCAACAAUUUUUUUGCUGGUAUCUUCCUACCCAAUUUUUCACAACUUGGAGCAACAACUCCUCCCAGAGACAAAGUUAUUAUCCUCGGAGAUGGAAAUCCCAAAGUUGUUUUUAAUAAAGAAGAGGAUGUUGCUACUUACACAAUCAAUUCAGUGGAUGAUCCCAGAACUUUGAACAAAAUUCUCUACCUUCGACCUCCCAAUAAUACCUUAUCAUUUAAUGAGCUUGUCACUCUGUGGGAAACAAAGAUAGGUAAAACUCUUGAAAGAAUCUAUGUUUCAGAGGAACAAGUACUAAAGCAAAUUCAAGAGUCCUCGCCACCCGUGAAUACGAUCCUAUCAAUCGAUCAUGCUUCUUAUGUAAAGGGAGACCAUACUAACUUUGAAAUUGAGUCUUCAUUUGGAGUGGAGGCUUCAACUUUAUAUCCAGAUGUGAAAUAUACUACCGUAGAUGAGAUUCUUAAUCAAUUUAUCUGAAAUACAGUCUAAUUCCUAUGUUUAUUUUCUUGAUAAAAUUAUUAUUCUUUAAAUAAAGACAAUUGUAUAUAUAAAAGCACCGAUUUAAUUUCAAUGCUUGCAAAAAGAAACAGAUUUAGGUCACAUUAUCAUAAUUUUA
Molecule: messenger RNA, 1172 nt
Organism: Vigna unguiculata (cowpea)
Lineage: Eukaryota; Viridiplantae; Streptophyta; Magnoliopsida; Fabales; Fabaceae
Product: phenylcoumaran benzylic ether reductase POP1-like
Molecular function (GO): oxidoreductase activity
Source: RefSeq, a predicted model, not a curated record